AUGGACUUGGCUUCAGAAAUCACUUCUGCAACACAAACCAGCAGCCUGUGCAGCUCUGGGCGGGGGCCUGCCGGCUACCCAGCUCCCGGCAUUGUUGCACGUGGCUUUGAAAUGCACGGCACAGCUCGUGUGGCCCAGGGGCACCUCCUGCCACCCUGCCUGCUGCCUCCACCCCAGAUGCCGGUCCUCGCUGCUCUCUGGGACCUCUCCCGGCGUGGCUCCACCUCCUCCUCGAGGUCACCGUCCAGGCCUGUUUCAACUACAGCCUCCAAGCCUUGCUUACCUGCCUCCUGUUUGGGUGAAACUUGGAGCAUCUCUAUUAACUUAGUUGGUAGCUCCGGUCACCUGCAGUCACCAGGGACCCAGAGGGACGCACAGAGGGAGACCGGCUGCCUGGGUCCCUCCUGGCUGCCUCGCCAUCAGGGGCGGGAUGAGGAGCUCAGCAUCAGCCACAGUGCGCAAGGUGAAGAGUUUUGAUCCCUCGCACAUCCUCGAGCCAGGCAGGGCGCCCGGCUUCUA
Molecule: messenger RNA, 519 nt
Organism: Pan troglodytes (chimpanzee)
Lineage: Eukaryota; Metazoa; Chordata; Mammalia; Primates; Hominidae
Exons: 1
Coding region: 1-477 (158 amino acids)
Source: RefSeq, a predicted model, not a curated record